AUGGAUGACAUUGCAAUCAUCACGCCUAUACAAGCCCAAACAGCGCCUGGUAUGUCCACGACGAGUAAGUUCUCAGCCGGUGCCCAAAGUAGUGCCCUUACGCCGCAUAGGCAGCUCAGCAGCGAUGGAUCAGGAGCGCAGGUGCAGAGUCCGAAUCGUCGCUCGUCUUCCGAAUCGAACCUCGCCCGACCGGCGUCGGGCGUCGGAAAACAAGAAACGCCCGCGACUCGACCUCUCGGAUACCCAGAAGCGAAAACGCGGUGGUAUGUUUGGCCUGUUGCUGGGGACCCUCAACAAGCCAAGAUCGAGGACAAGGAACGAAGCAAAAAGCGACAACUGAUUGAUCAAAGACUACAGACUAAGCUGCGCAAAGAGACUGACUCCGUCAGACGAGCUGAAGAAGCCCGAAAAGACAAACUGAACGCAAACCGGAAGGAGGAGGAUCUUCAACUGAAAGAUUCUGUCGUGCUACAAGCUCCGUCGCGGGCGCUUACCUCUCCUCGCCAAUUUCUUCUUACAUCUGACAUCAUACCCACCUCCUCCUCUGAUGAGGAUCCAUCACCUCUACCACCGGCGCUGGCCUCAGUACAACGAGGACAUCCACCUCCUCUAUACUACCUUCCUGCGAUCCUUACGCCUGCUCAAGAAUCAUACAUCCGACGGAGGAAGGCUCAGGUCCUGGAAGCUGUAGACGCUGAAUAUGCGGCUUUCCUGCAAGAGCGGUCCGCUGGCAUUGAGGAAAUUUCCGAAUUGCGCAAGGCCGUGGCUUCCGAAGAGGCUCGAAAGAAGAGUGAGACCGAGGAGAACGAGGAGCCACCGUCGAAAGAAGGAGCGAAGGACGUGGAGAUGGAGGUCGACGAUCGCGACAGUGCGACGAUGACGAGUAAGGAUGCGGAAGAGGAGUUGGAAAAGAAGGAGGAGCCGACGCCAGUGCCCGCUGAUGGGGACGACGCAGUCGAAUAUUAA
Molecule: messenger RNA, 966 nt
Organism: Mycena citricolor
Lineage: Eukaryota; Fungi; Basidiomycota; Agaricomycetes; Agaricales; Mycenaceae
Source: the annotation of a GenBank genome assembly